UAUACAUGUGUUCGAUCUGUCUUCAGUACCAAGUGACUUGUAUUCACACUCUUCUAGACGACGACGACGGCUGAGACUCCACGACACCGUCUUCACGGGAUUUAAAUAGUUUUUCAGUGAUUUAGACCACAGGAUUUAAAUAAUUUUUCACUCAAACAGCAACAGUGUGUAUGUGUGUGUGUUGACAAUUCCUAAUUUGAUCGACCGCAAAAAUCGACGAGGUUUCAGAUCAAUGUGCAUGAUGCAGAUGAUGAACAAUAUCCAGUGAAAAAGUUUAUACCAUUAUGAAUAAGAAAUGUUUUAUUACAAGGAUGAAGGCCUGGAGUGUAACGGCACAAGAAAAACUGUUGACUUGAUACAUGCUGGUGUGUUGAAGUAAGAGUUGAGAGUUCUGGAAUUGACAGUGACCAUCAUGGUGUCCUUAAAUCCUUUCUUUGCUAAAAGGCGAGCAAGGAAAUGGUGGCCAUAUAUAAUAGUUCUAGUUCUUGUCAUCAUUGGAUAUUAUAAAGGAAUGUUCUACCAAAUCUCAGAUUCAUCAGCUUCAAACGCAUAUGAAGAACAGACAAGAGCCACUAUGAAAGAGGUGUUUUCUUUACAGAGACAAGUCAAAUUGCUCAAAUCAGUACUGAAGCGCUACUCUAUACCAGAGAAAGAGUACUCAGAUGUUCUGUUACCAGUUAUAUACAUCAUCACGCCAACCUUUGCACGGCCUCAUCAAAAGGCCGAAUUAACAAGGUUAAAGAACGUGUUUCUCCAUGUUCCAGCGCUACAUUGGAUAGUCGUCGAAGAUGCGCCUCAAAAGUCACACAUGGUAUCUGAUUUUCUGGAACUAUCAGGCUUAACAUUCACCCAUCUGCACCAGCUGACCCCAGAUGACUGGAAACUGAAAGAUAAUGAUCCAAUCUGGAGGAAACCCAGGGGAGUUUUACAGAGGAAUGCAGGUCUGAAAUGGCUCCGGAGAAAAUUCCUCUAUGAUGGUAAUCCCAGGGGAGUAGUCUAUUUUGCUGAUGAUGAUAACACCUACAGCACAGAAUUGUUUAUUGAGAUGCGUGAUACUCGGACAGUGUCAGUAUGGCCUGUAGGUUUAGUUGGCGGAGUCAUGGUAGAACGUCCUCUGGUGAGCAGCGCAGACCACAAGGACACGGCUCCUCGUGUAACAGGCUGGCUCACGGGCUGGAAACCAAACCGUCCAUUUGCUAUAGAUAUGGCUGGCUUUGCUAUAAAUUUGUCGUUACUUUUGAAGAAAAAUAACAUUGAAUUCAACUUAAAUUCACCAAUUGGAUAUUUAGAAAGCAAUUUAUUGGAGAAACUAGUAACACUGGAUCAGCUAGAGCCCAAAGCAGAACUUUGCACAAAGGUAUACGUGUGGCACACAAGAACAGAGAAACCCAACAUGAAGGACGAGGAGAGGUUAAGGAAGGAAGGAAAAGCCACAAAUAACGGAAUUGAAGUCUAGAAGAUGGUUAUUAAUGAGAUACUACUAUAUUUGUAGGUAAUGUCACAAUAAUACAACCGACACAAGUAACCCAGCUUGUGCACGUGUGACGAAAUGAAAGUGGUUUGAUCCGUCCUGGACCCUAAGUCGUGACAGAGUGUGAGUCUAGUAUUUUCUUUAUCAAAGGAAAGGACUAUAUUUUUUGAGGUGUUUGCUUUGCUAAAAUUAUUGUAGAGCUGUAAUGCUUUGCAAAAUGUGAUUUAUCUACCAGUAUUAUUGGCUGGUAUAUAACAUUUUUUAGCAGAGUUCAUGCUUUGAUAUUCCAUGUACUGUGCUGUUAAUUUAUUUUUGUAAGUACAGUAAUAUUUCAAGUAUUCUUUGCUUUUAAUGGGUGUAUUUUAAUCAAUUUAUAUCAGCAUUUUAAAUUGUACAUCUAGUUAAUUAAUUAAUGGAUGAGAAAAAAUGAUUUAAAAUUAAAUUAGAUGAAGCCACAAACUUUAAAUGUCUUUUGCCCAGUUAUACAGUACUGUGUAUGAAAUUUGUAAAGUUAGCUAAUAUUGCAUAAGUACUUU
Molecule: messenger RNA, 2007 nt
Organism: Procambarus clarkii (red swamp crayfish)
Lineage: Eukaryota; Metazoa; Arthropoda; Malacostraca; Decapoda; Cambaridae
Gene: GlcAT-I
Product: Glucuronyltransferase I
Biological process (GO): carbohydrate metabolic process; chondroitin sulfate proteoglycan biosynthetic process
Cellular component (GO): Golgi membrane
Molecular function (GO): galactosylgalactosylxylosylprotein 3-beta-glucuronosyltransferase activity
Source: RefSeq, a predicted model, not a curated record